This is a messenger RNA of Meloidogyne enterolobii, 1155 nucleotides long. Lineage: Eukaryota; Metazoa; Nematoda; Chromadorea; Rhabditida; Meloidogynidae. The record is from the annotation of a GenBank genome assembly.
AUGUACUUGGAAGAAUUGCCACUCGAGCUUCUCCUUCGUAUUUUUGAUUAUUUGCCUCCCAAUGAUCUUUGGUGUAACUUCAGAGCAGGUAACCUAGAUUUAUUUAUUUACAUUUAUAUUCAUUCAGUCAUACGUUCACUUAUUUAUUUUUAUAUUAUUUUAGUUAAUCGAAGAUUGAACCUACUAAUUCGAGAGCAAUCAUACUGGCUGAAACGUGCCAAUUAUCUACAUAGUCUUGUUCUUCCUAAAAGAUUGACAGGUUCUCUCACAGCAACUGAUAAUGAUCGUCCUGGAUCCUGUUUGUCGCCUAUCUAUCGAUGUAUUGCCACAGAGCAGACUGCGAUUCGUUGGUCUGAUAGUCUUAAAAAUUUUGCUCACUCAGUAUCAACAGUUGAUGCUCAUUAUGGGAUAAUUCAUGCUAUUCGCCUCUUUACCAUAAAUGGAAAAUAUUUUUGCCUGACUGGAGCUCGUGAUCGACAAAUUAUACUUUGGGAUUUGGAAUCAACUAUUUAUAAAGCACACGAUGGUUGGAUUUGGUCAAUAUCCUGUUCAAAAUAUAAUGUCAACUCAUUUUUCUCAGCCGGAUGGGAUUCGAUAGUUAAAAAAUGGCAGAUUGCAGAAGCAUCUAUUCUCCCAACUCAAAAAAUAUCCGUUGACACGGCAGCACUUUCUUGCGUUUCAGAAAAUGAAAAUAUACUUUAUGUAUCAACUUUUCGAAGUGGGACAUUACUCUAUGAUACUCGAACACCAUGUACAUCUCCGUUAGCUUCAAAUAACUGUCAUGGCCAAAGGCCAGUCUUUGAACUUACGACUAUGGACGAUUGCAAUCAAAUAUUUUCAAUUGGGGAUGACAAGCAACUCGCGGCUGUAGAUAAAAGGAGAUUCGAAAGUUUGGUUGGUACUUAUCAGUCUAAUGAGCCGAUUUCUCAUGUUGAUUACGAGGACAAACAACUUUGUUUGAGUCUUAAAAAUGGACAUUUUCUUUUCUUUGACCCGGAAACGUUACAACUUGAAAAUGAAUUUACUAUUACCAACGAUGACGAUGGGAGAGAACUUAAUGGAGACCAAAGCAUUCGUGUAACUCGAGGAGGAACAUUUUGUGCUUGCAGGCAAGAUAAAUAUUUUAUUUGUUUUAUUAUUGAAAAAUUCCAGUGA